AUGUUCGCUGAUAUUGUUUAUAAAACUGGCCAUGAAUACGUUCAAACCUAUCAAGACAUUCAAGUGGGGUUUCUAGUAUCCAUUCCCUGUCUAAUUGGUUUCAUUAUGGCGAUUAUUGGGAUUCGUGGAUGUUAUAAGAUUCCAUCGUUGAAUUCUCCCUUCGGAUAUUUGAUUCGAUGCCAAUUAUGUUCACAGAUUGUUGCGUCAUCGAAUAGUGGAUUGUUUUAUUUUUUCGGUGUUUUGUUGUAAGUUUUUUUUUGUUUUCACAUAUGAAUCAUGAUAAUUAAUUUACAAUUAAAGAGAUUUCAAAUUCAUCAUUAACAAUUCCCAAAUCUCCGGCCUCCUUGCAACAACAUUGAUUCCCUUAAUCAUGGGCUUACAUUUCCUGAUCUCAAUCAAUCGAUUUCUCGCCAUAUCUCUCCCACUCUACUACAAUGUAAUCUUCAAAGUCCAAUGUCGACGAUUCUAUGUCUCUGUAUGUUGUAUUGUACCAAUCAUCUAUACACCACUUUUCACUUGGUAUUGUGAGUUUGAAACACGUCUUGAAAUUAUGUACAUAAUUUUCAUUUUUUAGAUGACUGUGGUUAUAAGUUCUACCAUUAUGGUUGGGUAUUCUCAUUUAUCAUCUCUGACACUUGCGGUACAAAAUUCGAAGUUUUACUUCGUGGAGUUCAAAGUGUAAUGACUAAUUUGAUAUUGCUUCUUGAUUUCGGAACAUUUCUGAUGUUGGUGUGCUUUGGGGUAAGGAGUAUGGCUGACUUGCGUCUUAUACCAACAUUUUUCUAGAAACGUGUUCUCAAAACCAAAAGUGCAGAGGUCCGUAAACGCGAGGUCAAUUUCGGUCAACAAGUCGUUAUUCAAGGAAUCGUAUCUGUGAUUUAUGGUGUGUUCUACAGUUUCGCCUAUAAGUGGAUACCCGGAGAUACUCCUGAAACGUGGAAAAUCUUUUGGACAUCUUCGUUUAUCGCAAAUCUGCUUCACAUUUUCAGCACGUAUGAGUUUUUUUCUUUUUCAAAGAAUAUGAAACAUGAUUUUGCAGAGGAGUCAUUUUCGUCUUCAACACUGAGUUUUCCAAAUGGUUGCGAGGUGGAGACCGGAAACAAAGUUCACCAAUUAGCGUGAUUACAACAGUUGUGUAG
This is a messenger RNA of Caenorhabditis angaria, 1139 nucleotides long. NCBI's taxonomy places the organism in Eukaryota, Metazoa, Nematoda, Chromadorea, Rhabditida, Rhabditidae. The record is from the annotation of a GenBank genome assembly.